This is a messenger RNA of Corticium candelabrum, 1349 nucleotides long. RefSeq lists its product as uncharacterized. The transcript is spliced from 2 exons. NCBI's taxonomy places the organism in Eukaryota, Metazoa, Porifera, Homoscleromorpha, Homosclerophorida, Plakinidae. The record is from RefSeq and is a predicted model, not a curated record. The coding region runs from base 584 to 1120 and encodes 178 amino acids.
AUAUCUAGUGGACCGGCUGGAUCUUCGAGUCUUCGAGUCUUCAAGUGGAACUACGAAGUCUUGAUCUGUCUUUUUGUGUCGCUAGCUAGAUGCAGCAAAGAAAGAAUUGCGCCGAGUACUGCAUGGAUAUGAACAAACCGUGGCUGUCUAUAGUUUUUCCGAGUAGCUAUAUCUACGGUUUCUGGUGAAAGCCAACAGCGAGUUAGAAAUAAUCAAACAGAACCAUGUCAAGAUAUUUACCUGUGGAACGAGUCAGUCACGUUGUAGGAGAAGUAGCACCUGUUUUUAUGCAAGUAGUUCAAUUCCUUCCUGAGGGAGGAACUCAGUUGAAAGAGUUUGUCGAUCAGCAAUUGAAUUCGGACAUUGCUGCUGAAGGCAAUAGGCUCGAAAGAAUCUCUUUCGAUCAUGGACUUGCUUCCGCAGAAUCGGCAAUAAACUUUGCGUCUGCACUUGGACAGUUUGCCGAUUGGAGUCGUUCAGUUGACAGAAUUGAGCAAAUGAAGAAGGCAGUGCACGACGAUAAUUUCGAAGAAUAUAAGUUUUUUAUGGCGACACUGAAAACGCACGUUCCACAAGUAACGAAAUGCCGCGACUCUUCCAGAAAGAGGGCAGCACAAGGAAAAUACAAACGUACAAUCCAGCGAAAAAAGUGAAGAUAAAUGCGGAGAAGGCUAAAACAAACAAUUGGCUGUGGCCUACGGUUGGCGGUCUUGUGAUAGGCGGCAGCGUUGCCAUGAUAUCUCUACCGGUAGUCGGUCUGAUUGCAGCAGUUGCAGGAGCAGUUGGUAUUGCAACAAGAACAAAAGAAACAUCAGAACGCUUGGCUAGGUCUGCUCAGAUUUUGGAUGAUCUGGCGACGUCAGCUAGUUCUGCGCUUGCAAAAGUGAUGGAGUUAAACACUAGUUUUGAUAGAGUUUUGCGAUCAAUAGAUAUUGCCGACAUGUCCUUGGAGCAGGCCAGAGCAGGUAGAGGCACCAACGAUCUUCUCGCUGCAUUGGAACGCAUUAGAACGGAUUCAGACUUGUUAUAUGACGCAGUCCACACUGCAGAGUUUGAGCUAAAUAAGAUCAAAACCGCUCUACGGUCGUAUGUGGACAACAGAGCAAAUGCAAGCAAAUGAAGCUGAAGAAGUAGAUGGUUUGAAUUAAUGUGUGGACUUUGCUGGCAGUCACAUUUGCAUGCAAUCGUUCUGAGUGCUGUGGGAUGUAUUCUUUUCAAUGUUUGUAGCAAUGUAUACGUGUCUAGACAAAUGAGUCUUUUACAUUCAGCGUUUUUGUUGUGAGCAAAAACUUGGUUAAAUUGAAAGAGUCCUGCUAAUUAAUUAUCAUCUGUAAAGAAAAUAAAGACUA